AUGUUAUCGAAUUCAACUGUACAAUUAUGUAUUCUAAUUUUUCUAUGGUAUUUAAUAAGUUCACUUGCAAAUAUAGUUGGUAAACGUUUAUUAACUAUUUUUCCACAUCCAAUUAGUGUUACACUUGCACAACUUUUUCAUGGUUGGGCUUAUUCAGUACCAUUACUUCGUUUAAUGAAUAUACCACAACCAACUUAUUUAUAUUCAACACGUAUUUAUUAUAUAUCAAUAAUAAUUCCAUUAGCAAUAGGAAAAUUAUUUUCACAAUUAACUUCACAAAUAAGUUUACGAUUAGUACCUGUGUCUUAUACACAUACAGUUAAAGCAUUAAUGCCUAUAUUUACAGUUGUAUUAUCAAGAAUUAUACUUAGUGAAGAACAAUCAUUUAUGACAUAUAUUUCAUUAAUACCGAUUAUUGUCGGUGUUAUUAUAGCAUCAUUGAGUGAAUUAUCAUUUGAUGCAAUUGGUUUAAUUAGUGCAUUAUUUAGUACAGGUUUAUUAGCAAUACAAAAUAUUUACUCAAAAAAAACACUUCAACAUAUUGAUAUACAUCAUUUAGCACUUCUAUCGAUUCUUUCUAAAUUUGCUUGGUGUCUUCUUAUACCAUUCUGGUUUCUAUUUGAUGGACCACAGAUUGAUAUUAGACAAGAAUUAACAUUAACAGUCAUAUUUUUUAUGUUAAUGGAUGGUCUUUGUAAUUUUAUUUAUAAUGUUCUUGCAUUUACAAUGAUUUCACGUCUUUCACCACUUAGUUAUGUUAUAGCAGGCAGUACAAAACGUCUUGUUGUUAUUAUUAUUUCCAUACUUAUUCUUCAUAAUCCUGUUACUAAAAUGAAUUUAUUUGGUAUUAGUUUAGCUUUAGUUGGUGUUGUUUUAUACAAUAAAAUAAAAUAUGAUGAAAAAAAACAGCAAUCUUUAUUGAAAACAAUAACAAUACAAUCGAUUCUACCAUCGCCAGUGCCAUAA
Molecule: messenger RNA, 966 nt
Organism: Adineta steineri
Lineage: Eukaryota; Metazoa; Rotifera; Eurotatoria; Adinetida; Adinetidae
Source: the annotation of a GenBank genome assembly